This is a messenger RNA of Wallemia ichthyophaga EXF-994, 1071 nucleotides long. RefSeq lists its product as uncharacterized. The coding region runs from base 1 to 1071 and encodes 356 amino acids. The transcript has 2 exons. The record is from RefSeq and is a predicted model, not a curated record. NCBI's taxonomy places the organism in Eukaryota, Fungi, Basidiomycota, Wallemiomycetes, Wallemiales, Wallemiaceae.
AUGAGAAUAUUAACGCUAAUAACCACCAUUUCCCUCCUUUUCUCCGCUCUCGCCACGCCACUUGUCGACGUUGUCAAGAACCAAGUUCAAGUAUUGGGCGGUAAGGGUCACCCAGAAGACGCUCUUAUCCACCUAAUCAGAACUGAUGACCUCAUCGACGACCACCACCACAACUCGCACCUCCUUCAACGCCAAUCACACCUCGUCUUCAAAAUCCACUACGACGAGCCUGAUCACUCUAUUUACAUCAACGGUGGCAAGAUUGAUCUCGCCGAUGAAUCCCUCAUUAACUCUGAUGAACCUCUCCACGCUGGUCCUGUCGUCAAGGUCGAGUCGCUCACUUUAUCCCCAGAAGAAAUCAAUCAGGCAGACGACAUUAAACAGGAACAUAUCGAUAAGCUUCCAAAGGGUAUCGUCGCAGCGCAGUUAAGACUCAAGGGCAUUGAUAUCGACGAGAACACUCGUCGUCUUGUUGUUUACAUUAAGGUACUCGAAGAUAAUGCAGAGCACCACCUAUCAAACCCAAUUUUCACCCUUCAAGUCACUCAGCAGAAAAAGCCAGAAGUAGCUGAUAGCGACGCAGUCGCAGCUGAUAGGGAGGCCCACAGAGUCGCUGAUAAGGAAGCAUUCAUCGCGCAUAUCAAAGAGAAGAUGAACAAGGUCCACCAGAAGAUGAAGAUGAUGAAAUUGGCUCAUAAGCACCAACACUCCCACUCUCACUCUCACCUCCCACCCCUCGUAACUCUCAAGCAUGGCAACCAACUGAAACACGUUCCUUGCAAGAUGCAUCAAGCCACUCACAACCACAAGGCAUCUCACAAGUCAUCACAGCCAUGCUUCAGACAGAGAUUCCAUUCGAUGGUCGCCAAUCUCGCCUCCGCCAUCCACAACGCCUCCUUCUUCUCCCUCUUCCUCAUCUCCUUCUUCGGUUUCUGGUCAUGCGCUACCCUCGCGCACCUCACUGUCGCUUUGAAGAGGGCCCGCGCUGCACGCCACCAACAAGCUUACGAGCGUGUGCCUGGGCAUGAGCAGGAGAAUGAGCAAGGUGACAAACAAGUUGAGAAGGUUUGA